Messenger RNA from Glycine soja, 1133 nucleotides. RefSeq lists its product as uncharacterized. Gene Ontology annotation, molecular function: methylmalonate-semialdehyde dehydrogenase (acylating, NAD+) activity; malonate-semialdehyde dehydrogenase (acetylating, [NAD(P)+]) activity. The record is from RefSeq and is a predicted model, not a curated record. Gene Ontology annotation, biological process: L-valine catabolic process; thymine catabolic process. The transcript has 6 exons. Gene Ontology annotation, cellular component: mitochondrion. The coding region runs from base 21 to 1133 and encodes 370 amino acids. NCBI's taxonomy places the organism in Eukaryota, Viridiplantae, Streptophyta, Magnoliopsida, Fabales, Fabaceae.
UUUUUGUUUGAUUUGGUUAGAUGGAUGAAGAUGAGUGGAUGUAUGAAAUAAUGUCUGAACGAGCGGAUAUGGAUUAUGAAAAUGCAGAAUCAUGUGGUGCGAAUGAACCACAUGUUGAUUGUUCGGAUGCGUUCAAGACUUCUCAGAUUAUAAUGUUAAUGCUUGUGUUUGAGUGCCGAGAGGAUGUUUUGCGGUCAGACACAAACACAGGUAGUAGAGGAAGGAGUACGUUUGUGUUAAUUGGCUGUGAAAGGAGUGGCGAGUAUAAGUGUAGGAAAAAAGAAUUUAUCAGAAGAGACACUGGGACUAGGAAAUGUGGGUGUCCCUUCAAGCUUCGUUGCAAGCCAGUGGCUGGAGGAGAAGGCUGGAUGGUGAAGUUGAUUUGUGGAGUGCAUAAUCAUGAAUUGGCCAAGUCAUUAGUUGGACAUUCAUAUGCGGGGCGAUUGACUAAAUCUAAAAAAACACUUAUUGCUGAUAUGACGAAGUCCAUGGUGAAGCCAAGAAGCAUUCUGCUAACUCUGAAGGAACACAAUGCCAAUAGCUAUACGACUAUUAAACAGAUAUACAAUGCAAGAAGUGCAUUCCGUUCUACCAUAAGAGGAAGCGAUCUUGAAAUGCAACAUCUGAUGAAGCUUCUUGAACACUCUUGGUCGGUGGUCCGCAACCAUCUGCUUAAAGAACUUGCCAAUUUCUCAGAAGACUAUGUCAAGCUCUUUGGUGGCACGGAGAGAUUUGAGGAAUUAAGGAUGUCACUACUUGUUGAUGGGUUAACCAAGGUGACAACGGAUAAGUGGAUGGAUAUAACGGACAUGGGACAUGUCAUUGCAUCAAGGUAUAACGUAAUCGUUAUAUCCUUGUCUAAACAACAAAGCAUGACAUUCUUUCCCCUUAAAAGUCAACCGCUAACAAAUUCUUCAUUGCAUCGUAUAAUUUGUAUCGGUCAUGUGUAUGACAAUCAUUUUGUUGAGGUUUAUUUAAAAGAACGUUGUCCCUUACCGCCUGUAUCAUUGUUAUGGUCUAGCAAUUGUCAUCCGCAGGCGAAGUCAUGGCCAAAUCCAUAUAUUAGCAGAAUACAGCAUUACAAGAGCUUCAUGAUGUUCAAGAGAGACUAUGUUGACUUAAAUGAUGAUUGA